AUGGCGUCCGAAAAACAGCGGAAACUGGAUGCAGAUCUUAUCAAAAGAUCCCAGCAGUUGGUGUACAAAAUUUCUCACGGUUGCCAGUCUGAGCGUGGCUUUGGUGGAUUUAGCCUGUCACUAUAUGAUACUUCGUGGGUGUCAAUGGUCAGGAAGACAGACUCUGCGGGGGUCCGUCAGUGGGCUUUCCCAGAGGCGUUUGCAUACGUUCUUCGCCAGCAACACGAAUCCCCGGGAACAAAUUCAUCACCUGUCGAUGUGAUCCUCAAUACAAUGGCUAGCCUUCUAUCGCUAUUAGAGCACCGUGCCACGGAUGCUGCCGAAGGCAGUGUUAAUAUACAGCCCAUGGAUUAUGAAUGGAGAGUGUCCCAUGCCAUCGCAACCCUCUCCAAAGCACUAAGCAGCUGGAAUGUUGGAUCUAGUCUCCAUGUAGGGUUCGAGAUCUUGAUCCCAUCUCUCCUUGAUCAACUAGCACAAAGAGGCGUCAACCUAGAUUUCUCUGGGAAAAGGGAAUUGGAAGAGCUUCAACAACACAAGCUGUCAAAAUUCAGGCCGGAAAUGGUGACAUCGAAACAGCAAAGCACCCUUCUACAUUCAUUAGAAGGGUUGAUUGGCAGGGUGGACUUUGGAAAAUUGAAACACCACUGCACUGUCUAUGGAGGCAUGAUGGGAUCUCCAGCGUCAACCGCAGCAUACCUUAUUCACUCUCCAGUAUGGGAUGAGGCUGCCGAGCACUAUCUUCGAAAUGUUGUUCAGAGCUCUGGAGGCGCACCCAGCGCGUUUCCAACUUCAAUUUUCGAGACCUCCUGGUCAAUAUCAACACUACUGGCAAAUGGAUAUACAAUUGAUAACUUUUCAAGUGAUAACAUGAAACAUAUCACCACUUACCUUCAGCAGCUCUUUGUAAGGCAGCAUGGGCUACUUGGAUUUGCGCCUACAUUCGUGCCAGAUGCCGAUGACACAGCUCGGUCUCUCCUUGCCCUAUCACACCUUGGGAUAAAAAUAGAUCCAUCUUUCAUGGUAGAGUAUUUUGAAGCCCCAAAUCAUUUUCAAACCUACAAACUAGAGCGAGAUCCAAGCUUCAGCGCAAAUGCCAAUAUUCUGUUGUGUCUGUUAGGAGCCCCAAACCCCAUGGACUUUUUUCCACAAAUUGAAAAGACCACCAGGUUUCUAAUCACCAUCUGGGGAAAUGGUGGGUUACAGGAUAAGUGGAAUCUAGCGUCUGAGUAUAGCCAAAUGCUUCUGGCAAAUGCAUUACUUGACCUCAUCGCAGCAUGGAGUGAGGGACGUUUGACAAUGUUGUCGACAGAAGUACUAGUCAGAGUAGAUAUCUCGAUUGUUCUCUCCCAGCUGUUUUCGAAGACCUUGCUUCGCCAAUGCGAAGACGGUUCAUGGGGGAAUUCAGUUGAGAGGACCGCAUACAGUGUACUUCUUCUCGCAUACAUUUUAAGGCUACCAUGGCCACUACCACUUCGUGAGCUUGCUUGUGCCUCGUUACUAAGAGGAAGAAACUACCUGACACUUCAUGCAAAUGAGUGGUCAAAGGGGGACUAUAUCUGGAUCGAAAAGGUAAAUUAUCGACUGCCUAUUCUCUCCGAAAUUUAUUGCCUAGCUGCAAUGAAGGUCUCCGUGGAAGAGAGGGUGUGGGCCUCCGAAGUUACGGAUAUUUUUACAAUGCCAGAGAAACAACUUGGGACUAUGCCAAAUUUCCUUGGGAGGCUGCCCAUUUUUCGACAUACUUCUCCAGACACGAUGCUUUUGGCUACAGCAGAGGCUUGGUUCUAUCUACACAAAUUAAAGACAAUCCGAGUCGACAUUUUUCCGCGGGACAAUAUUGGCAUGAGCAAGGACAAAUAUUUGGAUUUCAUUCCAAUAUGCUGGACCAGUGUCAACAUCACAACAGGCUUUCCUCUCUCAGGCGAUGUCAUUUGGAAUAUGAUGGUCAUCUCGAUGCUCAAUUAUCAAGCCGAUGAGUACAUGGAAUCAGUGGUGGGAAGCCUCCCGGAGUCAUCCUUGUCCGAGCUCAAAUAUGAAAUCGGAGUUGCAUGCUCGGAGUCGUGUUACGAACAGACGCAUUCACCACAUCUCUCUGAGGUCUCAGAAGUGAUUUUAAAGUACAUCAGACAUAUUCGGGAUCACCAGUAUGUUGCAGCAUGCCCGGAAUAUGCACAGAGGGAAGUCGCAGAGGAACUGGAGAAAUUUCUCAAUGCACAUAUGGCGCAUAAUGCGGACAACAAGAACAACGGUACAACAAACUUUGAUAAAGGCAAAUCAUACUUCGAUUGGGUUCGGACUACAGGAGCCAACGACACUAGCUGCCCUUAUUCAUUUUCAUUCUUCACGUGUCUCAUCAGCCGUGGCAUGUCUUCCGCUAAGCAGAGAUAUUUUGCUAGGGCUUUGGGUCUGCAUCUCGCUACCAUGUGCCGGCAGUACAAUGACCUUGGAUCCUAUUCUCGGGACAAACAGGAGAACAAUCUUAAUAGUCUGGAUUUUACCGAUUUUCAUGAUGGUAAUACUUGCGAAACUUGCGAAUGCUCGGGUCCUCCUCGCAAGCAAGAUCUGAUAGACAUUGCAGAGUUUGAGAGGACAUGCAUGCAAGCUUGCUUUGCACAUCUAUCAAGCGAGAUCAGUGUCACGACAUCAGCACAGAUCAAAGCAUUUAUCAACGUCACUGAUCUGUUUGGGCAAAUAUACGUUGCGAAGGACAUUGCCAGUCGUUUGAAGAAAUAG
Molecule: messenger RNA, 2730 nt
Organism: Talaromyces rugulosus
Lineage: Eukaryota; Fungi; Ascomycota; Eurotiomycetes; Eurotiales; Trichocomaceae
Exons: 1
Coding region: 1-2730 (909 amino acids)
Biological process (GO): diterpenoid biosynthetic process
Molecular function (GO): magnesium ion binding; terpene synthase activity
Source: RefSeq, a predicted model, not a curated record